UGGCCCAGGCUGGGGUAUGCAGGAGACAGCUACACUGAGGGUGGUCACAGGAGCUUGCAUGGUUGACGUGCAGCUGGAAAGCUGAUUCUAAGAAAAGGUCAGGGUUUUGUUUUCCUUCCUUUCCUUUUGAUGGAUGGGUUGGUAUCUGAAAGAUGGAUCCUCAAGGCUAAUGAGACUGGUGCCAUUCUAGAAAUGUGUCAUUAUGGGGGUGGGCCAGGGGGAAGGCCCCCAAAGAGCCCAGAGAGCAGAAUAGCUGGCCAGGGAUCAAGAGCCUAUAAGUGUUAGUGCCAGCGCCUCUGCGAGGGCCUCCUGCCAUGCUGUUUCUUGGGCUUCUGUUGCUGCUGAUACUGCUGGCUGGCACCCGCCUGCUAUGGGGCCAGUGGAAGCACAGGAACCUCCACCUCCCGCCCCUCGCCCCAGGCUUCCUGCACAUCCUGAAGCCCAACCUCCCCCUCUACCUGCUGGGCCUCACUCGGAAACUUGGGCCCAUUUACAGGCUCCGUUUGGGGCUGCAAGAUGUGGUGGUGCUGAACUCCAAGAGGGCUAUUGAGGAAGCUCUGGUCAGAAAGUGGGUAGACUUUGCCGGCCGACCCCAGACACCAUCCUUCAAGCUGGUGUCUCAGCAAUACCCAGACCUGUCACUAGGAGACUACUCUCUGCUAUGGAAGGCCCACAAGAAACUGACCCGUUCUGCCCUGCUGCUGGGGAUCCGAGACUCCAUGGAGCCGCUGGUGGAGCAGCUGACCCAAGAAUUCUGUGAGCGAAUGAGGGCCCAGGAGGGCCGCCCUGUGGCCAUCCAGGAGGAGUUCUCUUUCCUCGCCUGCAGCAUCAUUUGUGGCCUCACCUUUGGAGACAGGGACGAAUCCUUUGUAAAUGCUGUUUACGGCUGUGUUCAGGAUCUGAUGAACGCUUGGGACCACUGGUCCGUCCAAAUUUUGAACGUGGUCCCCAUUCUCAGGUUCUUCCCCAACCCAGGUCUCUGGAAGCUGAAGCGGAUCAUAUCAAACAGGGAUCACAUUGUAGAGCAGCAGCUGAGGUGGCACAAGGAGAAUCUGGUGGCGGGCCAGUGGAAGGACAUGACAGGCUACAUGCUCCAAAGGAUGGGGCAGGUGAAAGGGGAUGAGGGCCCUGGAGAGCUCCUGGAAGGGCACGUGCACAUGGCCAUGGUGGAUCUUUUUAUCGGCGGUACUGAAACCACAGCAACCACUCUCUCCUGGGCUGUGGCUUUCUUGGUUCAUCACCCUGAGAUUCAGCAGCGACUGCAGAAUGAGCUAGACCUUGAACUGGGGCCUGGCCCCUUGGGCUCCCAUAUCCCACACAAGGUCCGCACGCGGCUGCCCUUGCUCAAUGCCACCAUUGCCGAGGUGCUCCGUCUACGGCCUGUCGUGCCUUUGGCUUUGCCCCACCGCACCAUCCGGCCCAGCAGCAUCUUGGGCUAUGACAUCCCUAAGGACACAAUCAUUAUCCCCAACCUCCAAGGUGCAAAUCUUGAUGAGACGAUCUGGGAGCGGCCACAGGAAUUCUGGCCUGACCGCUUCCUGGAGCCUGGCAAGAGCCCCAGGGUACUGACAUUCGGUUGUGGGGCCCGCGUGUGCCUGGGAGAGCCACUGGCCCGCUUAGAGCUCUUCGUGGUACUGGCCCGCCUGCUCCAGACUUUCACACUGCUGCCACUUGAGGGCGCCCUGCCCUCGCUGCAGCCCCAGCCCUUCUACACUGUCAACCUCCAGAUGCAGCCCUUCCAAGUGCGCCUGCAGCCUCGGGGCCAGGGCCAGUGACUAGCACAUGCCUCAGU
Molecule: messenger RNA, 1792 nt
Organism: Dipodomys ordii (Ord's kangaroo rat)
Lineage: Eukaryota; Metazoa; Chordata; Mammalia; Rodentia; Heteromyidae
Product: steroid 21-hydroxylase
Exons: 10
Coding region: 315-1775 (486 amino acids)
Biological process (GO): hormone biosynthetic process; progesterone metabolic process
Molecular function (GO): heme binding; iron ion binding; steroid 17-alpha-monooxygenase activity
Source: RefSeq, a predicted model, not a curated record